This is a messenger RNA of Fonsecaea erecta, 999 nucleotides long. RefSeq lists its product as hypothetical. NCBI's taxonomy places the organism in Eukaryota, Fungi, Ascomycota, Eurotiomycetes, Chaetothyriales, Herpotrichiellaceae. The transcript is spliced from 3 exons. Gene Ontology annotation, cellular component: cytoplasm. Gene Ontology annotation, molecular function: glutathione transferase activity. Bases 1 to 999 code for a protein of 332 amino acids. The record is from RefSeq and is a predicted model, not a curated record.
AUGUCUAUCCAGAGUACGAAGGAGAGCCCUUUACCGGCCAAGCUGUUCAACGAGAAGGGCGAAUUGCAAAGACCGUCAUCUCAGUUCCGCAACUGGAUCUCUCGCGAACCGGGCGCGAGGUUUCCUCCCGAAAAGGGGCGAUAUCAUCUCUACGUCUCGUACGCGUGUCCAUGGGCCCACAGAACCCUGAUCGUCCGGAAACUCAAGGGCCUCGAGUCUAUCAUUUCUGUCACGUCAGUCCACUACCACAUGUCCAUCGUCGACAGCUGGCGCUUCGUGGAUCCCGAUGAAUCCUUGCCAAUGGAGGACGUGACGCCGGAUCCUUUACAUCCAGACUUCAAACGCAUGAAGGACCUCUACUACCACGCCGAACCCAACUACACGGGUCGCUUCACGGUCCCCGUGCUGUGGGAUAAGAAGACGGAGUCCAUCGUGAGCAACGAAAGCAGUGAGAUUAUCCGCAUGUUGUAUACAGAGUUCGAUCAACUUCUACCUGAGGAGAAGAGAAAGGUUGACCUCUAUCCGGAAACGUUGAGGGGGAAGAUUGACGAGGUCAACGGGUGGACUUACGAUAACAUCAACAACGGCGUCUACAAAUGCGGCCUCGCCCAAACCCAAUCCGCAUACCACGAUGCCGUCACCUCACUCUUCGCCUCCCUGGACCAAGUCGAACAGCAUCUCGCGUCCGCGUCCAACGAGGGACCGUACUACUUUGGGGCGAGGAUCACAGAGGCCGACGUGCGCCUGUACGUGACCAUCGUCCGCUUCGACCCCGUGUACGUGUCGCUCUUCAAGACGAACCGCGCCAUGAUUCGCACCCACUACCCGCACAUCCACCGCUGGGUGAGGCACCUCUACUGGACGGUUGCGGCGUUCGGAGGCACCACCAGCUUCGCGCACAUCAAGGGCCACUACUUUACCAGCCUGACCAUGUUGAAUCCGAGCGGCAUCGUUCCCGAGGGGCCCGUGCCGGAUAUUGCAGAGCUGGGCGACGACUAG